AUGGCUGCUGUAGCCGUAGCACAGGAAACUAAACUUCCUGAGCUUGCUCCUGAGCCAUCACAUGACGAUAUUAUCGCCGAGGAGAAAAUCGCUGAUGCGAAUGUGACAGUCAAAAUCGAUGUUCCUGGCUCUAAGGUUUUCGAGCUUCAGUUGAGUCUCGGAGAACUGGUGAAUGAUCUUCGCGGCUACAUCACCGAUCGGGAAGAUUGUUGCCAGAGAACGUGCUUCAGUCUUCAGUUUAACGGAGUUCCACUCGAUCACUUUGCUGAACUUCGCUCCAUUGAAGGUCUUACCGACAACGUACUCCUCAAAGUUGUCGAAGAGCCUUACACGAUUCGAGAAGCUCGCCUUCAUGUUCGCCAUGUUCGCGACUUGACCAAGUCUCUCGACUGGGUCGACGCUAUGAACGGUCUCAACGGAGCUUCCAUGAGCUACUUGAAUACAAUAACAGAAGGUGAAAUUAAUCCAAAGAAUGAGAGUGAAUUCCUCGCUCCCAGGCAUGCCCAGCAGUCCGCUGAGCCAGUAUUCGAACCUCUCUUUCCUGCGCGCUCGGCGGAGGCUAAUUGUCUGUCUCGUCUGGCCAUGUCCAUGUGGAAUCCUCCUCCCAACCCACGGAGACUUCGCGGUGAUCUUCUCUAUCUUUCAAUCAAAACAAACGAAGGCCGAGCGUUUGAAGUAACUGCCUCCCCUCGCGGAUUCUACGUUAAUAAAUCUACUAUUGACGAGUUCGACCCUACUCCAGCUACUGUUCCGUAUCUAUCUCAUUCUUUGGUGGACUUGCUUUCACAGCUCUCUCCUGCUUUCAAAAAGGGUGGGCACUAA
Oikopleura dioica is the source of this 822-nucleotide messenger RNA. NCBI's taxonomy places the organism in Eukaryota, Metazoa, Chordata, Appendicularia, Copelata, Oikopleuridae. The record is from the annotation of a GenBank genome assembly.